AUGGCAGGGGAUGUUGCUCAAUUUCUCCAGAAAAAGUUCCUGGCAUCUCUUAGGGACACAGAAUUUGAAUUAUCAGGUGCUGUUCUCAUUUCUUACUUGCGAGCAAUCAAAGAUAUUGUAAUAGAUAUAGAUACACGAAGACUUAAGGAAGAUUACUGCCGUCGCUUUAUCUAUGUGCUCCUGGACCGCACCGACGCAUUCACCAAGUGCCAGGAAGAUUUGUUUCGUGCGGAAGAUGAGAAGCGGCUGGCUGCAAUAAAACGCAUCUUCGAGGCUGAGUUUAUGAAAAAGGAAAAAAGAAUUUAUAACUUGAGGGAAUCAUCAAGUCGUCCUGAUCCUGAAGAGAAUCUAAUACAUCGCCGUCAAAGAUUUGAGGCUGAAGUUGUGGGAUUUGAUGAACAAUUACGGAAGAUUGGGAGCUUUCUUUUAAAAUCAUCGCCGUCGUCAGGUGCCGGAUUUGCGGCAGUUGGGAUACUGGGCAUGGCAGGCGCAGGCAAGACCACCCUGGUGCGCGAGUUUUUGAGUUUGUGGAUAGUGCGAGAUGAAUUUUCUCCUAUAAUUUGGUUAUGCUUGUCGAAUAUAAUCAAAGAAAAUAAACAAGUAGAAGAAGAAAUUGAGGUCAGCAUUGUGAAAUGUAUGCUUGGUAAGUUGGACCAUGAUGCCGUUGCCGAUGGAGAUGGCAUCAUCCAGGAGGAGGAGAAGAUAAUAAGUAGUAAUAAUAAUUCUGGUCAUGUCCUUGCUGCGCUCUUGGAAAGGCUCAACCAACAUUUAUCAGGCAAAAGUUAUUUGGUUGUGUUGGAUGAUGUGUGGCACAUGAACAAUUUCUACUCCGAUUUAGGACAUAGGCGACUUCAGGUUCAGGAAGGUGAUAAGAAAGUUGGGGAUCAUCGUCACUAG
Molecule: messenger RNA, 897 nt
Organism: Prunus persica (peach)
Lineage: Eukaryota; Viridiplantae; Streptophyta; Magnoliopsida; Rosales; Rosaceae
Product: probable disease resistance protein At4g19060
Exons: 2
Coding region: 1-897 (298 amino acids)
Molecular function (GO): ADP binding
Source: RefSeq, a predicted model, not a curated record